Messenger RNA from Fomitopsis serialis, 954 nucleotides. RefSeq lists its product as uncharacterized. The coding region runs from base 260 to 883 and encodes 207 amino acids. The transcript is spliced from 7 exons. The record is from RefSeq and is a predicted model, not a curated record. Lineage: Eukaryota; Fungi; Basidiomycota; Agaricomycetes; Polyporales; Fomitopsidaceae.
CAAAGGUAAAGCACGAGCCAAAGACAGAACUCAUUGAUGAGGGGCGUCCGCGGGAGGAAGGUAUUGGAUCUGGGACGAGACGGGAUCGAAAACGGCCAAUGAAGACGUUGGAUACAAAUCCAUAAAACAUCGACUACAACGAGAGCCAUUGCAUAAACAACACACCAUUUCUGCCAGGAAGGCACUCUUGCUGGAGACGGUCCCGCGCACGACACUCGUAGAUAUCGAUGGGGCGAAGCUUUCCAGUGCUUUCCCUUCUAUGUAUAGGGCCGCUUAUGGCAAGGAGAAUGAAGUUAACGCACGGCUGGGACGGGAGAUGCGCGUGGUGCGCGGGCUCGACGACUUUCUGGUGUUACCACUCGCUUAUCAACCGUACGCGCCCGCAAACCCUGGUGCACCUGGCCUCUGUCUGGGUGUCGGACCUGCCGAGAAUAGGUGGCCGAGCGUGAAACGCGUAUUCGUCGAGCAGCCCGGAGGUGAGUGUCUGUACGUCGGAGAGUACCGGAUGCACGCGUCGCUCCUUGGGAUCAGUUUCGCAGAAUGGAUGAAGGCGCCCGAGGAGUGGAAAAUGGCAUGGUGCCAAGCUGUCGUCAAGGAAGCUUGGGGCGCACCGCCUGUAGUACACGACUGGGUUCGCUGCUACCUCGGUGAAGUGCUUGAGGAUGAGUGCCAGCUCGACAUACUGGCCGAAAACCGGGACUACUAUCAGCAAACGCUCGAGGACAUCCAGUGGCGCGACGUGUAUCAGACGUACAACUGGGGCGGGUGUGGCUGGGAUUGUCAUGAUAUCGGUGUAUGGCGAAUGGAGUGCAUCGACUACGACGUGGAAUUCCAACGAUCGCUCGUUGAACACGCAAAUGUCAAAAAGGAAGAGAAUACUUAGGCAGUGAUCAUGCAUACGUACUCAUCACUGUCGAAGUUGAUGGCAAAAUCGUGCCAAUGAAUAUCUCUGUG